CAGGGGUAGGACGUGCUAAGGACACGUGCGUCGCCUGGAGCCAGGCCAGGUACUGCGUCAUGGGGGUGUGCAGGAUGAACCACCACCGCGACUCGGAGACGCCGCUGGCCAGCGACCACGCGACGACCUGCACGCUGCCCGAGGACUGCGGCGACGCAGCGCUGCUGGGGCGCGUGUACCCCUUCGCGCUGGUGCUGCGGCUGCGCGUGCUGCAGGUGGUGUGCGGCAUCUCGGGCGCCGUCAUGGGCACCGUGGCGGCCAUCGAGGAGCGCGGCGACGUCAACCUGGGGCUGGGCGUGCCGGCCGGCUGCGCCACCGUGCUCGCCGCCGCCGUGAGCAUCCACACGUCGCGCGGCUUCAGCGGCUACCAGCCGGCGGCGGCGUCUCCGCGCAUGCGCUGUGCGCGCGCGGCGCUGUGGUGCUGCGCAUGCGCGCUGCACGCGGCGCUGGCCGUGCUGGCGGCCGCCAUCUUGUCGGCGGGCGAGGCGAGCAGCACGCUGACGGUGCUGGCGGGCGUGGAGCUGGGUAUCACCGGGGUCACCGCGGCGGCCGUGCUGGCGCUGCUGUGGAUCGACUGCCGGUACGACCCGGACUGACCCGGAGCCGGGCCGGACUCCUCCCAGGGCUCCGGCACGGGCACCGGCAUCAGCCUGGUGGCGCUGCCGUCCACGUCGUCGGACAGGACGCCGCGCUCCUAGGAUGUCCGCCGGACACACCACCGGACAAGACCGCGGGGUCUCUCCUCUCGUUGGGACGAGCCAAGCCGUGUGCCGGCGAGACGUGAAGUGUGCAAGUGUGCCAACCUCCGGUGGAGCUAAACACUCGGGACACUUCCUCACCACGUGUGCACCCUCAACUCUGCAAGCAGUGACGCGAGUCUUGUCUCCAGGGGCUGCAAGGAAGCCAGCCACCCAGGUGUCUGGUCCCCUCAGUGUGGACCCUGCAGCACGCGGACCUCAAAACCAUCCGUCGGACCAACUUAACGGCCAGUUGCACCAUUCUGCUCUCCGAUCCGCGAUCCAAUCAUCUCAGCCAAAAAUUGCGAUCGUGGGAUGAUCAUUCACAAACGUUGCGCUAACACGUACUGGAACUAGACGAGCUUCGCUCGCGUGAACCAAAGUUCGUACGUUUUUUCAAUUCUGCGACUACAGGCAGCAGCAGUGUCGGACAACCGUUGUUUGCAUUUCUAUUGGCGGGCUUGGGACGAUAUGAAGUCGCUACAGUCAAUUUUUUCCGUGUCGAGCAAAUGAUUGAUGCGGUUGCCGUAAGGUAGCAGCACGUACGGUCGCUACAUCAACUGUUGUUGUUUUUUUAAGAAAGACCGAAAUACGCAUGCCGGUAUUUAAAAGUUAUUCCAAAUCAAAGUAGUCUGAAAUAUAAUAUGUUUUUUACUUAAAUAAGCCUCUAUUUAUUUGGAAUGUAAUUACGACGAAAUAAAAUAGCCUUAUUAAAGCAUGAAAAUAAAAUAAUAAAUGUUCCAAACAUUUAAAAUAUGGGUUAUUUCACGCUGGAAGUGGUUGUAACAUUGGAAUAAAUAGAAUUUUUGAUACACGUAUUAUAUAUGAUCGGAAAUUUUGUAAACGAUUCUUUAAUAUUUACGUCUGAUUUAAUUAACCUGCGUUAAGUCCGUAAAAAUAAUUCCGGGCGUGCCUGCUUGCAGAGAUAAUCGUCGUGAACAGACAUGACUGUCGGUACUGCAGUAGAACUACAAUAUUUGCGUGAUCGCUUGGACUCUAAUGGUGCGACUGGUUAUUGGUCAGCCCCGACUGGACACGACCAAUCACUAGCGGCGACGGAGCACGGCCGGCUGAACUCCAACGACUUAUUGGCCGAUAGAACUGUCAAAAACACAUGCCAUGGCGGGUGCCGCUGACACAUCGUUGAGGUUAUGCAAUCGCGCAGCGAUAUUUAUAGGCGAUGGUAUUUCGAUAAAUCGUUUGCGAGUAAAAUAUAUCGGCUCGAUGUGAUAGCGAUGUAUCAUGUUAUCGAAAUGCUGUAACUUUUACUCUUGAUUUGCUUGUUACGAAAUUUACGUGUAAGUAGGUAUGUGUAACAUGUAUUCCUUUGUAUGUCUGUUAUUGAAAUGAAAUCACAUAAAGCAAGUCA
Bacillus rossius redtenbacheri is the source of this 2106-nucleotide messenger RNA. RefSeq lists its product as uncharacterized. Bases 60 to 596 code for a protein of 178 amino acids. The transcript has 4 exons. The record is from RefSeq and is a predicted model, not a curated record. Lineage: Eukaryota; Metazoa; Arthropoda; Insecta; Phasmatodea; Bacillidae.